AUGAAUGCAGAACAACAUGAUUGGUCAAGUCUUGUUGGUAAAGAUGGUAAAGAAGCUGUUGAGAUAAUUAAAAAAGAGACGGGUUUAACAAAUGUAGUAUUGAUGCCACCUAAUUCGAUAUGCACGAUGGAUUAUCGAACAGAUCGAGUUAGAAUUAAUGUUGAUGAACAAGGCAAAGUAGCAAGUCCUCCUAAUCUUGGUUAA
This is a messenger RNA of Adineta steineri, 204 nucleotides long. Lineage: Eukaryota; Metazoa; Rotifera; Eurotatoria; Adinetida; Adinetidae. The record is from the annotation of a GenBank genome assembly.